This is a messenger RNA of Capronia epimyces CBS 606.96, 2106 nucleotides long. RefSeq names its product succinyl-CoA synthetase alpha subunit. NCBI's taxonomy places the organism in Eukaryota, Fungi, Ascomycota, Eurotiomycetes, Chaetothyriales, Herpotrichiellaceae. The record is from RefSeq and is a predicted model, not a curated record. Gene Ontology annotation, molecular function: succinate-CoA ligase (ADP-forming) activity; succinate-CoA ligase (GDP-forming) activity. Gene Ontology annotation, biological process: tricarboxylic acid cycle. The transcript has a single exon. Bases 1 to 2106 code for a protein of 701 amino acids. Gene Ontology annotation, cellular component: mitochondrion; succinate-CoA ligase complex (ADP-forming).
AUGUCGAGGGUUAUAUCGACGAGAGGAUUCCGAUCCCAGAUAGCUUCACAACGAGCUCUGCACAAACAUAGCACCUACGGCAAUGCGUUUCCGUUCACAACUUCUGCCAACCGGCAAUCCUACGCCGACACCAUCCACAAUCUCAAGAUAGGCAAGCACACUCGCGUGCUAUACCAAGGAUUCACCGGGCGUCAAGCCACCAUGAAUGCCAAAGAAUCUCUGGACUGGGGUACCAACAUUGUCGGGGGAGUCAAGCCCGGAUUCGAGGGUGAACAUCUGGGUUUGCCAGUCUUGCCUUCUGUGAGAGUGGCAGUGGAGAAGCUCAAGCCGGACGCCAGCGCUAUCUACGUGCCAGGAGACGGGACCGUUGCGGCACUGGAAGAGGCUAUCGAGAAUGAGAUCCCUCUCAUCGUGGCUGUUGCAGAGCAUAUUCCACUACAUGAUACAUUAAGGAUCCACGAGAUGCUCCGCACCCAAUCAAAAACACGGUUAGUUGGGGCUAACUGCCCAGGCAUCAUCAACGUUCAAGGCCGCUGUCGGCUGGGGUUCCAGCCUCUUCCCUUUUUCACCGAAGGUAGAGUCGGGAUUGUGGCCAAAUCAGGUACUUUGAGUUACGAAGCCGUAGCUUCGACCACACGCGCUGGCCUUGGCCAGACUUACUGCAUUAGUAUGGGCGGCGAUGUUCUCGCCGGCACGAAUUUCGUCGAAGCAUUUCAGGUCCUGGUGGAAGAUGAAUACACUGAAGGCAUCAUCAUGAUAGGCGAACUCGGAGGCAGUGCUGAGUUGAGAGCAGCAGAGUGGAUUAACAACUACAAUCGCCGAAUAGCCAACCCCAAACCCUUUAUGGCUCUGAUUGGGGGAAUUCAGGCGCCCCCUGGCCGGAUCAUGGGUCACGCCGGGGCAUGGGCAGCUCCUGGAGAAGCCAGCGCUGCACAGAAGAUCAAGAUUUUAGAAGACGUUGGAGUGACUGUGGUCGACCAUCCUGAAAAACUCGGCGCCGGAAUGAAGACGCUACUGGCUGAACGAACGUGGGCUGGAACUCAAGAUAGAACGGCUGCUGGUGCGGGUCAACGGAGAGGAUACCACACGGCACCGCGCAGACCUAAGGCGUUUGACCCAGGCAAAUCGGUGGUAGAACAGCGCCGGAGACUGUACAUCAAGCAGUCACAGGCAUUCGAUAUGUUGAACGCAAGGGGAGUUCCCACGGUGGUCUCUCCCACAAUUCAUGAGGAGAAAUUCAUCGCAAUUUCUAUCGAUCGAGAGAUGCGGCAGCCUUGUAUAAUCGCAUCACCGACCACAGAUCCUUCACAAGCUUUCCAGCUAUCUCGGAAGUUCCCUUUUGCAUACGGAACAGAUGCCCCGACCUCUCCGGACAUGCUUGAAAAGGUAUCUUCACACCUGGGCGUUUCUGGGAAGUGUCAACCAGCUCUUGGGAAGCUCAUUGCUGGACUUGUCGACCUCUUCAUGUCUAAAGAGGCAUUCGUGCUUCAAACCAAGGUUGUCAUGGGUGAAGAAGGGACCCUGCAGGUUCAAGGCGCGAAAUUUGGGUUCGACGAUGCCGCUUUCCGCAGUUCGAAGCGGCAGGCUGAUAUUCAUGCUUUGAGAGACUUCCAGAGUGAGGUUCCUGAGGAGGUCGAAGCUGAAAAUGAAGGCAUGAUCUAUGUGAAGCUGGCGGGCGAGGGCAGUAUCGGGACCAUUGUCAACGGAGCCGGGCUGGCAAUGAACACGGUCGAUGCCCUCGUUGCCCGAGGUGGCCAUCCUGCGAACUUCAUGGACACGGGGGGCAAGGCAACGUCCGAGACGAUCAAAGCUGGUUUUAGGAUCGUCACGUCGGACCCGCGGGUUAAGUGCAUCUUUGUUAAUAUCUUCGGUGGACUUACCCUGGGUGACAUGAUUGCCAACGGCAUCCUGAUGGCCUUUAGAGAUCUCGACUUGAAGGUUCCCGUUGUGGUUCGAAUACGCGGAACGCGUGAGGCGGAAGGACAGAAGCUCAUCCGGGACAGCGGCCUCAAGCUUGACGCUUUCGGUAGGUCAUCAAGAAUUGCCAACUCACUUCAAAGCCUGUCGCUGUGGCUAACCGAUGUGCUCGAAACCAGACUCCUUUGA